UUCUGUUUUUUGUAAAAUAAUGAAAUUUCUGUUUUUUGUAUAUUCCGAUAAAAAAAACAUCCGAUUUUGAAAUAAGUUUUGUCAAAAUCCCAAUUUUCAAAAUUUUGGUUUUCGAAUUUUUCGAUUUUUUUAAUUCUUUUGUGGAAGAGAUUUUGUAAUUUUUUUAAUUAUCCCGACGAGUUCAAAGUUAACACCUCAAAGUCAACCUUCACCCCCUUCUCACCACCGCCACCGCCACCGCCGCCACCACCACCACCACUACCACUACCACCACACACACCUCAAUGAACAAUCACCAUCGUCAAACCGCACCCUUCGUAUUCUUCAGCAUCCUAUUCCUACUACAUCCCUCACACGCACAACCCCACCCCCACACAGUCUGCAUCAUCGGCAGCGGAAUCGGCGGCGCCUCCGUCGCCCACUUCCUCCGCCUCUACUCCGACGACCCCCAGUCAAUCGGCCAGAUAACGAUCUUCGAGCGAAACGGCGUCGUCGGAGGCCGCAUGGCCACCGUCACCAUCGCCGGCGAGACUUUCGAGGCCGGCGGCUCCAUUCUCCACCCCAAAAACUACCACGCCUCGAAUUACACCGAUUACCUCAACCUCCAAGUGAAAAAACCCAACCACGCCGACGAUUCUCUCUCCCUGGGCAUUUGGGACGGCCAUAAAUUCAUCUACAGGACGCUGAAUUCGAACUCCAAGCUGCCAAUUAUCCAGCGCUUUGUAUCGAUCGCCAAUUCGAUUAAAUUGUUAGUGAGAUACGGCGUCUUCUCUCUCCUCCGGAUGGAUAGCUUCGUUGAGGUGAUGCUCAAUAAGUUUUUGAGGUAUUAUGAAGGUUUUGAGGCCCGGCCCGUGUUUGAGAGUGUGGAGGGGAUGCUUAAAUGGGCCGGGCUGUACAAUCUGACAACAAGAACACUAGGAGAUGAACUGGUUGAAGCUGGAUUGUCCUCUUUACUUAUUCAAGAGCUUGUUACAGUCAUCACGAGAAUAAACUACGGACAAAGUGUGAACAUGAGUGGACUCGCCGGUGCAGUUUCAUUGGCUGGAUCUGGCGGUGGUUUAUGGUCCGUUGAAGGAGGAAACUGGCAAAUGGCUGCUGGAUUAAUUAACCGUUCAGACGUUGAUUUGCACCUUCAAGAAGAAAUAGAGUCCAUCUCUUACAUGGGAGAUUUCUACGAGCUUAACUCGACGAAAGGAAAAAGUUACAGCUGUCAAGUCACAGUGGUGGCAACACCCUUGGAUGAACUCGAUAUUCUUUUCAAUCCUCGAAUAUCAAUACCUCCGAGAAAACUACAGCACACGCAUGCAACUUUUGUUCGGGGCCUGUUAAAUCCUGGGUAUUUUGGUCUGAAAGUGUUAUCGGAUAUUCCAGAAUUGGUGGGCACCAUAGAAUCCGAUGAUCUACCGUUCUCGAGCAUCAGUAUUCUUAAACAACAUGAGAAAGAUAUGACUUACAAGAUAUUCUCCCGUGAACCUAUGACAGAUGCCUUACUGGAUGACAUUUUCAGCUCGCGAGUGGAGACGAUCAAGAUCAACUGGGGUGCUUAUCCACAUUACGAAGCACCUGAAAGAUACGCUCCUUUCAUUUUAGAUAAUAAUCAUCUUUACUAUGUUAAUGCUUUUGAGAAUGCAGCUAGCUCCAUGGAAACGAGCGCUGUUUCUGCUGAGAACAUAGCACGGCUUAUCCUUUCAAGACUGCCUGAUAAAGUCGAUAAAAAUUCACCAAACUUGAAGAGCGGUGAUUCGUCUGAUAUGCAUUCAGAACUGUAAGUUGGUAUGUUGUAUAUAAAAUAUGCAUAAAUUGAAACCUCAAUUUAUAUUAUAUUUGUAUUGAAAGAAUUAUCAAUAAUCUCUAAUUUCCCUCAUGUUUGUAUAUGAAUCUUGAUUAACUGAUGAAACUUCUUUGAACAA
This is a messenger RNA of Erythranthe guttata (spotted monkey flower), 1910 nucleotides long. RefSeq names its product farnesylcysteine lyase (gene FCLY). Gene Ontology annotation, molecular function: prenylcysteine oxidase activity. The record is from RefSeq and is a predicted model, not a curated record. Gene Ontology annotation, biological process: prenylated protein catabolic process; prenylcysteine catabolic process. NCBI's taxonomy places the organism in Eukaryota, Viridiplantae, Streptophyta, Magnoliopsida, Lamiales, Phrymaceae.